AAUAAAUCCAUCAAAUGUUCCUGAGCAUCUUCAAACACGCUCGUUAACAAGAAAAUCACCAAAUAAAAAGAGGAUAAGCUAAGCUAUAGCAAUGGCACCGUAUCAUGAAUUCCUCACUCAACGCGCUGUUGAGGCGACUGAAUCCCACCUCUACAAGCGCGACCUCACCGUCAAUCACACCCAGGCCGUUACCCUCGGUGUUAUGGCCGCCUAUGUCGUUGUGAUUGCUAUUCUCUGGAAUCUGCCGUUUCUGCGAUACUCUCUAUGGCCCUUCAAGAUGCUCGUGAUCGCCUUCCACGAAUUCGGCCAUGCGAUAACAGCCUGCUGCACAGGCGGGCGCGUGAAAUCCAUCUCUCUCGACCCCCACGAGGGCGGCGUCACCCACAUGCAGGGCGGCAUGACCGCAAUCACCCUGCCGGCGGGGUACCUGGGGUCGUCGAUUAUCGGGGCGCUGCUGAUCUUCGCCGGGUUCAACAUCACCGCGAGUAAAGUCGCGAGUAUCAUUCUCGGCGUGUGCUUUCUGUUGACACUUUGGUGGGCGCGUAGGGAUUGGCUGACCAUCAUCACGGUGCUGUUGGCUGUCGGGCUGUUGGUUGCUUGCUGGUUCAUUGCGCAUGGGCAGGCGCUUCGAUGGGUUGUUCUCUUUAUCGGUGUCAUGUCGGCGCUUUACAGUGUCUGGGAUAUCUGCGACGACCUAAUCCUCCGAAAAGUGAACUCCUCAGACGCAAGUGUCUUCGCCCAGCGCUACGGCGGCUCCUCGCGCUGCUGGGGUCUCCUCUGGUCGCUGGUUUCUCUCAUUUUCAUUGCUAUCGCAAUCGUUGCUGGCAUUGCAGCGUUCCCACAGUCGUUUAGCCAGCAGGAGGAUGAUUCGAAGGGAUUCCUGCCCACGAAAUUCUAAACUUUUGUUUUUUUUUCUUAUUAGCGUUACGCAUUUUUCUAUUAUACCAUGGGUUCAAUGAUUGAUGGGUGAUUUUCUGUUUUCGGCGUGUAUAGGUUUCGGGAUGGUUAUCGGCUUCUCAACGUUGAUUAGUUUUAGCAGUUUGAUACCACAACGGGCAGCUUAGUGAGGGAGGUUAAUUCUACCUAUUUAGCAAGAAGUGACACUUAAUGGCUCUACGGAGGCUUGUGAGCGACUAAGACAUAUCGGUCUUCGAAACAAGUUUAAGUGAUGGACUGCUUCGUGAAUGUGAAUCGGCUUCAAAGGCUGAAUUAGCUAUAGCCAUGCUGCUAUCUACCUAUGUUGUAGGUGCUGAAACAGGUUUGUAUAAUCCACCAGGAAGCCACCAAAGAACGUAAUUGAUCUAUUCCAUCGAUACCCUAGCCUUCCAGGACGAAACUAAGAUGGAAUGUGACGCCAAGUAAAUGUACAAAAACGGGGAGAUGAAUAGUC
Messenger RNA from Aspergillus versicolor CBS 583.65, 1390 nucleotides. Its product is annotated as M50 family metallopeptidase. The coding region runs from base 92 to 898 and encodes 268 amino acids. NCBI's taxonomy places the organism in Eukaryota, Fungi, Ascomycota, Eurotiomycetes, Eurotiales, Aspergillaceae. The transcript is spliced from 4 exons. The record is from RefSeq and is a predicted model, not a curated record.